AGCUAAAUUUAUUAUGCUAUCCAGUUUCCAUUAACUGGCACUUUUUAACAAUUGGAUCUUUUUAAUACUUUCUUUUCUAGCAAAUGGUUAUUGAAAAUGCACGGGAAAAAAUACUAAGCAACAAAUCUCUUCAGGAAAAACUUGCAGAAAACAUCAAUAAAUUUUUGACUAGUGACAACAAUAUUGCUCAAGUACCUAAGCAGACAGAUAGCAGCCUUACUGAGCCAGAAACCUCAAUUGAUGAACUAUUUGGACUUCAGAGUGAAAUUCACAUGUCUGAAGAAGUUAUACAGGAUAUAUUGGAACAAACAGAAUCAGAUCCAGCAUUUCAGGCACUGUUUGAUCUCUUUGACUAUGGUAAAACAAAGAAUAAUAAAAAUAUAUCACAAGGCAUUUCUGACCAGCAUAUGGAAACUGAUGCCAAUGUUGUCUUAGUAGAUGAAACAAAUCUCUCAGUUAAAGAUUCUUUUAAAACAGAAGAAUCUGAUGCACGAUCUGUUGAGCCCCCAUUUUGUACAUCCUACCAAAGUGAAGACUCAGCAAAUGCUUUGAAGGAUGGCACCAACCAGAAUGAUCUUAGACAGGAAGUCCGGGAACAUUUUCCCCAAAUAAGCCCUAGCAUACAGAAAAAGGCCUUUAAAACAGUUGUACCUUCUCAACAAAAGUGUACCCUUGAUAUUACCUUUGAAUCUGUGCCUAACUUGAAUGACUUUAACCAAAGAGUAAAUUCUAAUGCUGAAUGUAAUCAGCAUUGUGCUGAAUUAUACAGCAGUCAGGUGACCGCUGAAACUGAAAUGGCUCUGGAAGUUGAAAACAAUUCUUUGUGUCCAAGUGUGCCAAAUGAGUCUCAUUUACAGCCUCAUCAAUGUGAUAUACCAAUAACUUCAUUUGUUUCCCUUGGUGGUGAAACUAACAAUGAAAACUUAAUCCUCUCUGGGAAAACUUCUCAAUUUUUAUCCCAUAAUACUCCAUUAACUGGGAAGCCAACUAGAAAAAGUCAAUUUUGUGAAAGUUCUAAGGAUACAGGAAUACUUAAAACUAGUCUGCUUGGUUCCAAGUCACCAGAUUCUAGUGAAAUUCACCAGAGUAAAAUUGAAAUUAAUAAUGUAUUACCAGUUGCAUCACAACAGCUUUCAGAUUGCCAAGGUAAUUCUUCACUUCAGAGUAAAAUAUUACCAGUGUCUGUUGAAAGUUCAUGUUUAAAUAUAUCUGAACAAGUAGAAAUUUGUGUUGGCGAUUCAUUAUCUUCAAUUAAACACCCAUCUAAUGAUUCAUCACCUAUUGAAUUAAAUCAUACAGACCAAGAAAUUCUGCCCUCCAAGUCUGAGAAAGUUGUUUUGGAGUCACAAGAGCCUUCAUCUUCUGUAAAAGAAGGUGGAGAAAGUAUUUUUCUCUCUUUAGGUGAAAAUGAAAACUGUAGGGAAGUUGCAUUGAUCCCUCCAGAAGGUAAUCCUAUAGAAGAUAGACACACUCUUCCUUCUGAACCUGUGUGUUCUUCAAUGGGAGAUUCUCGCCCUGAGUCCCAAAAUACUGGUAAAUCUGCUGGUGACAACCCAAAUGAGAUAGAUGCAUCAAAUAUUGUGUCUCUGAAAAUUAUCAUCAGUGAUGAUCCAUUUGUUUCCUCGGAUGCUGAACUUAAUAGUGCUGUUUCUAGUAUCAGCGAAGAAAACUUGCCAACUAUAAUUUUGUCUUCUGCUAAAUCACCUGCAAAAAAUGCAGAAUUAGUUAAGUGCCUGUCUUCAGAAGAAACUGCAGGUGCCACCACAUCUGCUGAAGGAAUAGAGGAUUCAGCUUCAGUGGAACAGAGCCUGCUAGGGCUCAAACCUGAAGACUCUGCAGUGAACAGCACUCAGAAUGAGGACAGCAUAGCUUUUUCAGCGAAUGUUUCACCGUGUGUUUCAAAGGAUGGAGGAUACAUACAGUUGAUGCCAGCCACAAGCACAACUUUUGGCAAUUCAAAUAACAUUCUAAUAGCUACCUGUGUGACUGAUCCAACAGCCUUGGGAACAACUGUAAGUCAGUCUAAUGUUGUGGUGUUGCCUGGAAACUCUGCACCUAUCACUGCUCAACCUCCACCACCUCAGUUACAGACACCACGGGCAAACAGUGUAUUUGCUGUCAACCAAGCUGUGUCACCCAGCUUUUCACAAGGAUCUGCCAUCAUAAUCGCUUCUCCAGUCCAGCCUGUACUCCAGGGAAUGGUGGGAAUGAUCCCUGUGUCUGUGGUUGGACAGAAUGGAAAUACCUUUUCUGCUCCUCCUCGACAGGUCCUUCAUAUGCCUUUGGCAGCACCUGUAUGCAGUAGAAGUAUCUCUCAAUUCCCCAUCCCUCCAAAAUCUCAGAAGACUCAGGGAGUAAGAAGCAAGCCUUGUACAGGAAAACAGGUAAAUAAUUUGGUGGAUUCGUCGAGUCAUUUAGUUGGAUGCUCUGCCCAAAGAGUUGAAGUUUCUGACAAGAAGUUGACCACAGAUCUUGGGAAAAAAUUGGAAGAAACCACCGUUCCCUUGUCAGCAGAGAAUGUAGUUCCAACUAGCAAGCCAUUUGAAAGCCACAGGCGUGUACUUUGUUUUGAUAGCACUGCUUCUCCUGUGGCAAAUACACAGGGGCCAAACCAUAGGGUGGGGUCCCACAACAAAGAGAAGAAUGACGUUUUACUUCCUAAUCUUGACUUACCCCUUUCGUCCUCCACCUUAAAACCCCCUUCUCAUAAUGCUCUCAAAAGAGAGAAACCUCCUGUGCCUAAGAUUUUAUCUAAAUCAGAAACUGCCAUUAGUAGACAUACCACCAUAAAAGAAACUCAGUCAGAAAAGAAAGUUUCACCAACAGAAGCUGUACUUGAAUCUUUCCAUAAAGCAACAGCUAACAAGGAGAAUGAAUUAUGCAGUGAUAUGGGAAAAAAUCCAGAAACCUCAAAACUGUCUAAUGGACAGCAAAAUGGGGGUUUAAGAAAUGAGAAAACUAUAACUUCACUGCAAGAACUAACCAAAAAACAAGGCACAGCCUCAAAUGGUAAAAAUGUCACUUCAGUGGGUCCAACUGUGAAGGAUCUGAAACAAGAACAGACCAAAUCUGCCAAUUCUUUGAUGAGCCCCCUAACCAAACAUCCUUCAGAAAUGUUACAAGAUGUUCAGUGGCAUAGUCCAGUCAGUAGGCUCCCUGAUAGCGCUGACUUACCUGUUCCCCGGACACCUGGCUCAGGGGCAGGGGAAAAGCAUAAGGAAGAACCUGCUGAUGGUAUCAAGGUCCCCUCCAGCAGGCGUUUCGGUGAGGACAGUAGCGUGCCCAAAGUGAUGGUCCCCCCUGUCACUCCAGACUUGCCUGCCUGCAGCCCCGCCAGUGAGACUGGGAGUGAGAACAGUGUAAACAUGGCUGCCCACACACUGAUGAUUCUCUCUAGAGCAGCCAUCUCAAGAACUGCUUCUACUCCUCUGAAAGACAACACGCAGCAGUUCAGGGCCUCUUCAAGGAGCACAACAAAAAAGCGGAAAAUUGAGGAAUUAGAUGAGCGGGAGCGCAGCCGUACUUCUGGUAAAAAUCUUGCAAAUUCAUCAAUACCAAUGAAGAAGAAGAAAAUUAAGAAAAAGAAGCUACCCAGUUCAUUUCCAGCUGGAAUGGAUGUGGACAAAUUUUUGUUAUCAUUACAUUAUGAUGAGUAAAUAUGAACGUAUUAGAAUAAUAGGUGUAAAACUCUUAUCCCUUAAGCUGUGAGUGUAGGGAAUGAGAUAUUGACAGACUCUGAAAGCAUGACCUGCACUUUCCUUGUACUGAAAUUUCACUUUAUAUCUAAAUCAUGCUGUUUCUGAAGCAGCUUCCUACUUGUAAAUAGAUUUAACUGGUAUAUUUUUUAUUUUGAAAAAAAUUUGCAGAAAUGUAAGUAAAGCCAAUCUGCAAAACUGUAUAGCUUUGACAAUUGCAUAUGUA
Talpa occidentalis (Iberian mole) is the source of this 3921-nucleotide messenger RNA. RefSeq names its product protein NPAT-like. Gene Ontology annotation, cellular component: nucleus. The record is from RefSeq and is a predicted model, not a curated record. Lineage: Eukaryota; Metazoa; Chordata; Mammalia; Eulipotyphla; Talpidae. Gene Ontology annotation, molecular function: transcription coregulator activity.